AUGGAGCACCUCGGGGCUCACCACCUGCACCAAGGCCAAGCCGAGCCCAUCAGCUUCGGCAUCGACCAGAUCCUCAACACGUCGGAGCCGGGCAGCUGCAUGGUAUCGCACCCACGGCUGCAGGACUCGGCGGACUACGGAUUGGGCUGCAUCGUGGGCAGCGCCUACAACACGGUCACGGGUGGCUACGGGGCGAGCGGCGGUGCGGCCGGCGCCUACACCGGUACCUCCUGCAGCAUGGGCGGCCUGCCCGGCUCCUACAACGUGAACAUGGCGGUGAGCAUGAACGGCAACACCUUGAGCUCAGCCGGGGGAGUGAUCCGCGUCCCGGCCCAUCGCCCUGUGACCGGCGGCGUGCACCAGCCCCUCUCCGCCGCUGUACCGGCGGUGAACGGCAUGAACAGUAUCACGGGGCUCACCUUCCCUUGGAUGGAGAGCAACAGGCGGUACACAAAAGACAGAUUCACAGGUCACCCCUACCAGAACCGCACGCCCCCCAAGAAGAAGAAGCCGCGCACCUCCUUCACCCGCCUGCAGAUCUGCGAGCUGGAGAAGCGUUUCCACCGGCAGAAGUACCUGGCCUCGGCUGAACGCGCUGCCCUAGCCAAGGCCCUCAAGAUGACUGAUGCCCAGGUGAAGACCUGGUUCCAGAACCGACGCACCAAGUGGAGGAGGCAGACAGCAGAGGAGCGGGAGGCUGAGCGGCAGCAAGCGAACCGCAUCCUCAUGCAGCUGCAGCAGGAGGCCUUCCAAAAAACCAUCAACCAGCCCAUCCAAGCCGACCCCAUCUGUGUCCACAACUCCUCUCUCUUUGCCCUCCAGAACCUCCAGCCUUGGUCUGAUGACUCCACCAAGAUCACCAGUGUCACCACUGUUGCUUCUGCUUGCGAAUAA
Messenger RNA from Melopsittacus undulatus (budgerigar), 894 nucleotides. It is a transcript of the gene TLX1, whose product is annotated as T cell leukemia homeobox 1. The record is from RefSeq and is a predicted model, not a curated record. The transcript is spliced from 3 exons. The coding region runs from base 1 to 894 and encodes 297 amino acids. Lineage: Eukaryota; Metazoa; Chordata; Aves; Psittaciformes; Psittaculidae. Gene Ontology annotation, biological process: animal organ development; regulation of transcription by RNA polymerase II. Gene Ontology annotation, molecular function: DNA-binding transcription factor activity, RNA polymerase II-specific; RNA polymerase II cis-regulatory region sequence-specific DNA binding. Gene Ontology annotation, cellular component: nucleus.